AUGGAUGCGGUGAACAACAUUCGUAACUGGCUGAAUCAACUGGCAAAAACAAGCGAUGAAUUAGUAUCUCACGUCAGCGCACUGAGCGAGGAGUUGGAGCAGAUGCAUACAUUUCUCAAACAUACGAAAGCAACUGAAGAUUAUGCUAUUAAUUUAAGAAAUGCUUGCUUGGAGCAAUUGAAGAAACUGGUUCCUGAAGCAGAUCAGCAGUCCUCAAACGUCCCCAAUAAUGAAGGUUCAGGGUCCAAGCUUCUCUCAAAAAUUACCCGGAUCAAUUACACUGUGAAUGUUCUUCAAAGAUGCGUACAAGCGUAUUCCAUUGAGGCAAGACAGGAGCUAUGCUCAGUUGUUGGUUUGGAGGAAGACAUACAUGAACUGGUCAAGAGACUGGCUGAUAAUGGUGAACAGUGUCGUCCUAUCAUUUCCAUUGUGGGGAUGAAGGGUGUUGGUAAGACCACUCUGGCGAAGAAAGUUUAUUACCAUAGUACUAUGGCAAACCAUUUUGAAAUCCGUCGUUGGGUGACCCUGCCUGAUGCUGAUCAAGAUUCUGAUGUAAAUGCACUUUUGGCAAGUGUUGGAAGCCAGGUCUUGGAGAACCAAGAGAAAGGGGAUGGAAAAGAACACUGGAUCAAUAAAUUGCAUGGUUUCUUGGAGCCAAAGAGAUACCUUGUAAUUCUGGAUGGAGUCUUGUCAAUCCAAGCCAUGCAUGCUCUCAAAGCAGCAUUCCCAAAAGUGGCAAACGGGAGCAGAAUUUUGCUCACCACGCGGAAAAAGGCCAUUGCUUCAGCUGCUGACCAAAAUAGCAUUCCCCACCAGCUUCGUCUGAGAACCAAAGAAGAGAGCUGGGAGCUCUUCACCCAGAUGGUGCAUUGUCCUCCGGAACUUGAAGCUCUCGGCAAGAAAGUUGUAGGAAGAGGUGGAGGCUUACCACUUGUCAUCUUACGCAUUGGGUAUCCACUGUCCGGGAAAAAAGUGACAUCUGAGGAAUUAGAGGUGCUAGAGGGCAUCACUCAGCAGGAACAGAACCAGAAACCAUGGUUAGAGAACCUGGAAGUGAAUAAAGAGGAUUUGCAAUCACACCAAAUUCUUGGUAAAUGUUUUUCUUACUUCCAACUCUUUUCUGGGAAUUUUGAAAUCCCUGCGAGGAGAAUAGUCACUUCAUGGGUUGCACAAGGACUGGCACAAGUAAGCGGAGGUGGGAAAACAUUAAAUACUCUUGAAAAUGUUGUAUAUGAGUAUCUAUUGGAGUUGAUUGGUCGUAAUGUGAUUCAAGUAGUUCAAAAAAAUCUUGAUGGGAAGGUGAAGACAUGUUGCUUGCCUACUGCUCUGCGAGAUCUCAUGUUGCAAGGGGAAGGCAAUAGCAGCAAAGCUACCAGUUUAAGCGGCCAACUUGCCUUUCAUUUCAAUGAUAAGGAUGCCCGUUUCCAUAGUGGUGUCAACGCAAAUUCCCCAAUGGUUAUGCAAAAUGAAAGCCAACAACAUUCCAUUCUCCUCUUUGAUAGUCAAGAAGGAAAUAAGCCCCGAGAGGAAAUAGGCGAGUUUCUUCACAGUGGCAUUACUGGUGGUUUCUUUGGACAGCUACAGGUUCUUGACCUUGAACGUGUAUGCAUGCCUGAAAUUCCUAAGGCCAUUGGAAAAUUAAGGCAGUUAGCAUAUCUGGGGUUAAGGUGGACAUACCUAUCGGCGAUCCCAGAAUCGAUAGGCAAUUUGGUUAACCUCCUAACACUAGAUUUGAAGCAUACUUAUGUUCGAAUUCUCCCUAGUUCAGUUCGGAAAUUGAAGAAACUUCGGCAUCUCUACUUGAAUCAGAAUAUUCAAAUGUCUGCACCAACUUCCCUUCCCUUGAGCAAUUUGCAGACAUUAUCAGGUGUAUUUGUAGGUAUGGACAAGCUUGUGAAAGACCGGCGGGACAAGUUGAUCAACCUUCGAAAACUGGGGUUGACAAUCCAGUUAGCACAACCAGAGCAAAAGGUAUUGGCAAAAUGGAUUAUGCAGCUGACCAAAUUGCAGUCUUUGAAGUUGGCAUCGCUUAAUGAGAAGAGUGCACCUCAGCUUCUGAAAUUAAAACCUCUGUCAAAACUUGAGAAACUCUCCAGCCUAUAUUUGUUGGGAAGGCUUGAAAACCCUGCAUCCAUCAUAGGUCAACUCCCAGCAAGUCUCACUCAUCUUACCUUAUCGGCCUCUGGGAUCCAAGAAGACCCGAUGCCAAUGUUAGGGAAGCUUCCAAACCUUAAAUCGCUGAAUUUGUACUCUGGUUCGUAUGAAGGACCAAACAUGGUUUGCUCCAUGGAUGCCUUUCCCCUGCUUUUGGUUCUGAAGCUUCGGAAUCUAGAUACUGUGAAAAAAUUGGAUGUGCAAGAAGGAGCAAUGCGAAACCUUAGGGAGUUAGAGAUUAAAUCCUGCAGGAACUUGACAAUCACUACUGGAUUGACACACUUAAAGAUCCUCCAGACAUAUGAAGUUAACUGA
Molecule: messenger RNA, 2469 nt
Organism: Prunus armeniaca (apricot)
Lineage: Eukaryota; Viridiplantae; Streptophyta; Magnoliopsida; Rosales; Rosaceae
Source: the annotation of a GenBank genome assembly